This is a messenger RNA of Oncorhynchus nerka (sockeye salmon), 552 nucleotides long. RefSeq names its product cytosol aminopeptidase-like. The record is from RefSeq and is a predicted model, not a curated record. Gene Ontology annotation, biological process: proteolysis. The transcript is spliced from 6 exons. Gene Ontology annotation, molecular function: metalloaminopeptidase activity; manganese ion binding. The coding region runs from base 58 to 552 and encodes 164 amino acids. NCBI's taxonomy places the organism in Eukaryota, Metazoa, Chordata, Actinopteri, Salmoniformes, Salmonidae. Gene Ontology annotation, cellular component: cytoplasm.
UCAGUGUUUCUAAAGGUGAUAGAUGGGAGGGUUCCUCAGUGUUUCUAAAGGUGAUAGAUGGGAGGGUUCCUCAGUGUUUCUAAAGGCUCAGAGGAACCGCCUGUCUUCCUGGAGCUACACUACAACGGUUGUCCUGACAACACACAGUGUCCUCUACUGCUGGUGGGCAAGGGCAUCACCUUUGACAGUGGUGGGAUCAGUCUAAAGCCUCCGUCAGGUAUGGACGCGAUGAGGGCUGAUAUGGGAGGAGCCGCCACGGUGUGUUCCGCCAUCGUCACGGCAGCAGCCCUCAACCUGCCAAUCAACAUCAUAGGUCUAGCACCUCUUUGUGAGAACAUGCCCAGUGGGAAAGCCAACAAGCCUGGAGAUGUCGUCACCGCCAAGAACGGCAAAACCAUACAGGUGGACAACACAGACGCAGAGGGACGGUUGAUCCUAGCAGAUGCUCUCUGUUACGUGCUUCAACCCCAGGGCCAUCGUCACCUACCCUCACUGUACGCUCACAGCUUCAACCCCAGGGCCAUCGUCAACGCUGCUACCCUCACUGGUUAG